Molecule: messenger RNA, 3738 nt
Organism: Rana temporaria (common frog)
Lineage: Eukaryota; Metazoa; Chordata; Amphibia; Anura; Ranidae
Product: serine/threonine-protein kinase PAK 6-like
Exons: 10
Coding region: 574-2547 (657 amino acids)
Biological process (GO): protein phosphorylation; intracellular signal transduction; regulation of MAPK cascade
Cellular component (GO): cytoplasm
Molecular function (GO): ATP binding; protein serine/threonine kinase activity
Source: RefSeq, a predicted model, not a curated record
CCAAUGACAUCAGCUGCCUCCCCAUGGCAACUAGAGGCAGUAGUAAAAUUCCCAGGCAACCUUUUGAGUCAGACGAUGCCAAAAAAGAGCAGGUUGGAGAAGAGUCGUUAAAGAAAGCGGAUUUUUUUUUAAUUGGCUAACGACGGCCAGGGAUGCGCCUCUGGAGUGGAUGGACAGAUGCGUGGUGCUGUGUCCUUUAAGGAAAAGAUUUGAGGCUGUGUCUGCUUUGUUCCCAGUAGAAGGAAGGUGGAUUGACCUUCGCUGAUUGCCUGGAGAGAAGUAACUCAGCAGGUGUUCUGUCUCAGGAUGAGGAACCAUCUCUGGAUUGCACUCCUGAGCUCUGUCUUCACAUCACUUGUUUGUGGUGUAAGAAUGGGGAGCCUGCAGCCUGUGUAGGGGUUCCAGCACCCCAUGAUUCAUUGCAGUCUUCUGGGACACAGAUUUAUGAAAUGCAAUGCAGUGCCAUCUGAUGAUGAAACCUCCCGCCAUCAACAAAGUGCCUUGACUGAAAACCUGAAUUCACCAGCUGGGAAGUGAUUUCUAAUCUUAGGAGCAGCGUUUCAGUCUGAGAUCAUGUUUCGAAAGAAGAAAAAGAAAAGACCGGAGAUCUCUGCUCCUCUGAACUUUCAGCAUCGUGUACAUACCUCCUUUGAUGCCAAGGAAGGGAAGUUUGUUGGCUUACCUGCACAAUGGCAAAAUGUACUGGAUACCCUUCGACGUCCCAAACCUGUAGUGGACCCUUCCAGGAUCACUCAAGUGCAGCUAAAGCCUAUGAAGACUGUUGUCCGUGGUAGUACCAUCUGCUUGGAAGGAUAUAUCUCAGGGAUAUUAAAUGACAUUCAAAAACUUUCUGCAAGCAGUUCCAACACCCUGAGAGGACGAAGCCCUUUGACGAGAAGGAGAGCUCAAUCUUUGGGAGUUCUAAGUGAGGAAAGGCUAAACAAUGGACAGUAUAUUAUUACAGAGCAGAACAUAUCGGACAAGUAUGGCAAUUAUGUCAACUGUAAUGGUAACUCUAAGGCUAUCAGGCGGCAGACUAUGUGGCCUGAUUACAAACCUACAGAGGACAGCCCAUCCAAACCCAAUGGUCCUGUUUGCAAAGCAAAGUCUCUAGAUCCUGGAGACUUUCAGGAUACAGUGGAUCAUAUUUCCCAGGCCAAAACAACACCUGGUAAUCUUCACAAAAUCAUAAGUGGAGGUCGUAGCUUUGAUGAAACCACACGUGCACAUACAUCAACAAGGAGACAGUUAUCCCACGAAACACUCCUAGAAGAAGGACCUGUGCCAAAACCCGCAGAGAACAUUUCAAAACUUGAACAUCUACAGAGUUAUUUCACAUCCUCAGUUGAUGGGAAGAGUUCAGAAGAGCCUAUUCCAGCACAAAAGAUAAAGAAUGAGGGCUAUCAGAGGCCCUUAUUGACGGCUCGGGGGAUUUUGACUAAAGCGGCUUCUCUUCCACCAGACCAUUUAUCUCCAGACUUUUCUAGGGUAAUUUCAGGGACACCAUCAGAGCGGAUCUCCCCUCUUCGACCUAGUAGACCUUCUCCAGCAGGUUCUCCUCGCAGCCGUCCCAUCCAGACCAGCUCCUCCAACCUCCAUUUGUGUCAGGACUCCUUCAACAAGAACGUAUUAGCUAAUCAGGACACUACGGUAGUGACUCAUGAACAAUUCAAAACAGCACUUCGCAUGGUGGUAGACAAGGGAGAUCCACGUUUGCUAUUAGAGGAUUAUGUGAAAAUAGGUGAAGGGUCUACCGGAGUGGUUUGCAUUGCUAGAGAAAAGCACAGUGGGCGUCAAGUAGCUGUUAAAAUGAUGGAUCUUAGAAAACAGCAACGUAGAGAACUACUGUUUAAUGAGGUUGUAAUCAUGAGGGACUACCAGCAUUCCAGUGUUGUGGAAAUGUACAAGAGCUAUCUUGUAGGAGAAGAACUAUGGGUCAUGAUGGAGUAUGUGCAAGGUGGUGCUCUGACAGACAUUGUGUCACAGACCAGGCUGAAUGAGGAGCAAAUUGCUACUGUCUGUAAGUCUGUGUUGCAAGCUCUUGAGUACCUUCACUCCCAGGGGGUCAUACACCGAGACAUCAAGAGUGACUCCAUCCUUCUUACACUGGAUGGACGGGUGAAGCUUUCUGACUUUGGGUUCUGUGCUCAAAUUAGCAAAGAUGUUCCUAAGAGGAAGUCAUUGGUGGGUACUCCAUAUUGGAUGGCACCAGAGGUCAUAUUGAGGACUGCAUAUGGCACAGAGGUGGAUAUCUGGUCUUUGGGAAUCAUGGUAAUCGAGAUGGUUGAUGGCGAACCUCCCUAUUUCAGUGACUCUCCUGUGCAGGCCAUGAAAAGGUUGCGGGACAGCCCACCUCCAAAAAUGAGGAACUCUCACAAAGUUUCCCCGGUUCUCAGAGAUUUCCUGGAUCGGAUGCUGACACGGGAGGCCGCAGAACGUGCCACAGCCAAGGAACUUCUAGACCACUUCUUCCUCCUUCAGGCCGGCCUGCCAGAGUGUCUGGUGCCCCUGAUCCAGCAAUACCAUAAGAGGAACUCUACCUGCUAGUCUUGGGAAGUCAAUAUUCUGCUUCAUUUUAUAAUGUAUUACACUGUCUUUGCCUUCUAAGCAAUGAAGGGACUGCUAAAAGCUGACUCCCCAGUGUGCAGAGACAGGAGAGAGACUUCCAAAGUGUAAAUGCAGCCACGUAAAUAACAAUUCUAUUGCGGAAUGAUGGUGGAAAAGCUGCUUGGACUUCCGAGACUGGAGAACACAAGUCCCCCCCUCCGUUCAACAGGGUUAAAUGUGAUUGUUUACAAUUGUUACUAACCAUUUCACUGCUGGAAUGGGCAAACUUUAUUGCUGACAGAAAAUGGUAAAGCAUUUAUUUUUACACUGGAAACAAGAGACAUACAAUGGACGAGAGCAGAGGCACCUUAUUUUCUUAUACCCAAACACAGCAUCUGGCUGCUAUUGUACUGCCGCACUUCCUCAGAUAACCAGCAGAGGGGGAUGGUUACACAGACAUAAACACUAUAUGACAAUCAGUAAUAACACCUUUGGGAUGUGCAGUGUGCUGUUUACUUCAGCAUUUUUAGACAAUCCAAAAUAAGAUCAAGCUGAGCUAAUAGCUGUUGACAGACUUUUAUACAAGAGCAACAAAUAUGUUGGCUGCAAACAUUUUCCAUUGAAAAGCCACAUUUGAUUCCAUUUAAUAACUAUGGUGACAGCUGUCAAUUCAUAAGAGUCUAGUUUUAAAAGAGAUUUUCUUCAUAUUUAUAGCAUUAAACAGCAAACUGAACAACACAAAUAAUGUGUAGCUGUGAAGACACAUCUCUGACAGUGGGCUGAUUCAUCAAGCUGCUUAAGCAUUUUAGGUAUGCAAAAGUAGCCCCUCGAGCAAUAAUAAAUGAUUAAAAACUGCUUGAGAGGCAACUCCGUAGCUUGAUGAAUCAAAGCCAGUAACCAUUAUCCGAUUUGUGACACAUAUAACACAAUAUGAAUCUGUUGCACUUUUCCUUAUGAUGUCUGCUCCUAUUGUGGAGCUGUUAUGUGUGUGGUCUGUUUUGGUAAACAUCCAUGUGGCAUUUAAGAUUUAGAAGUAGACAAAUGUAUUCAAGUCUGUGGUGGUCCAGUGCACUGGUAUUUCACACUUUAAUACUUGAAAACAUUGUACAAAGUUGAGUUUUUUUUUAAAUGUUCCACAUGUUUAGGCUUAUCUAAUAAAGCAGAACCAGUAUGCAGCCACUCAUAACCACA